This is a messenger RNA of Orbicella faveolata, 1183 nucleotides long. RefSeq names its product long-chain-fatty-acid--CoA ligase 5-like. Gene Ontology annotation, molecular function: long-chain fatty acid-CoA ligase activity. NCBI's taxonomy places the organism in Eukaryota, Metazoa, Cnidaria, Anthozoa, Scleractinia, Merulinidae. The record is from RefSeq and is a predicted model, not a curated record. Gene Ontology annotation, cellular component: membrane; endoplasmic reticulum. Gene Ontology annotation, biological process: fatty acid metabolic process.
CCUGACAACAAAUAUCAAUGGAUCACAUACGGAGAGGUAAACGAACGCUCCACUAAUCUUGGUUCGGGCUUAGUGCACCUUGGUUGUCAACCUUCUCAAAAUACGUUCAUUGGAAUCUACGGACCCAACUGUGUCGAGUGGGAUCUAGCUGACCUCGCCUGUCAGAUGCAUUCCAUGAUUUCUGUGCCAAUUUACGACACACACGGAGCCGAAGGAUGUAUUUAUAUCAUAAACCAUGCCGACAUUGAGACAAUCAUAUGUAAUGGCAGCAAACUCCGAUUUCUAUUCGACAAUGCCAAGCAAUGUGAGAAGUUAAAAAGAAUCGUCAAGAUGGAUGGACCUGUGACGGAGGAAGAAAAGAAAGAAGCUGAUUCACUUGGGAUUACAAUUCUGAACAUCCUGGAAGUGGAGUUUGAAUAUCUGGUAAUGCUAGUCUUUUUAUUUAUUUUUGCUCUUCAACAUAAAGGAACGCCUAAAGGUGCCAUGAUGACCAACGCCAACAUGAAUUCAGAGAUGGCUGCUAUCCAAAUGCAAUAUGAGGCAGCAGGAAUUCAGCUGAAUGAAAAUGAUUGUAUAAUCUCUUAUCUUCCGCUCGCUCACAUGUAUGAGAGAAUAGCUCAGGCGCUGUGCUUUUUUAAUGGAGUGCGUAUUGGUUUCUACCAAGGUGACGUGAAACUCCUAUUGAGCGACAUUCAAGAGCUGAAACCAACAAUUUUCCCGUCAGUUCCUCGACUACUUACCAGAGUGUACGACAAGGUUGUAGAGGGUUACGGACAAACUGAGAAUGCUGCAGGAGCAACUAUAACUUGGCUGACAGAUACGUCAACAGGUCAUGUUGGUGCCCCGCUUCCCUGUAAUCUGGUUAAGUUAGUCGAUAUCCCAGAAAAGGAAUGUUACUCAAAAGAUGGAAGAGGGGAAGUGUGUUUAAAGGGGCCAAACGUCUUCAUAGGGUAUUUGAAGGCUCCUGAGAAGACCGCUGAGACUAUUGACAAGGAUGGCUGGCUUCACACGGGAGAUAUAGGAGAAUGGCUUCCGAAUGGCACUUUGAAGAUCGUCGAUCGAGUCAAGCAUAUCUUUAAACUUGCUCAGGUGAUUACUAUUAUUUUUCUCUAAUUUUCCUGUUUGGAAAUUUUUCACCUUCUCAGUCGCUUCUUUUUCUGAUUUAAAAGCGGUGGCCUGGGUU